AUGAAUCAAUUACUCAGACGUUCUUCUCUCGCCAAUUUUUCAAAAAUCAAAAAUUUCAAAGCCUUCAUCAUUUCAUCAAAUUGCUCUGCAUUGGCUGUGCAUUGUAAUUUUCCAGUCUUUGGAAUGACAUCCACUCCACAAUAUUUCCAUUCCUCCCUACAAUUAAAAUCCAAUACAGAAGCCGAAGAAAAGAGAAGAAGAGAAAAAUACGAAUCUGUUAUUAUCGAAGCACGUAAUGCCUAUUAUAAUAAGGAAUUUGAUAAAGCCAUCAUGAUGUGUAGUAAUGUUUUAAAAUUGGAUAAAGAUUAUAAGGAUGCUAUCGGACUUCGUGGACUUUGUUAUUAUUAUGUUGGAAAAUAUGAAAGUUCUUUGGCUGAUUUGGAUAAAUAUUUGGAACAGAAUGUUAUUGAUUUUGAAACUACAUUACAUAGAGCUUAUUGUAAUUUUAAAUUAAUGAGAUUUGAAGAUAUGUUAACUGAUUUGAAUGCUAUUAUUUUCGUUACUUCACCAUCUGAAUUUCCAAAUAGAUUUAUUGAUGCUCGAUUAAUGAGAGCUAAUUAUUAUUUAAUGACCAGGGAUGUUGAUUUGGCAUUUGCUGAUUUACAUGCUAUUGAAAAUAAUUUGGGAAAUUCAAGUUUUGCCUUGCAAAAUGAACAACUUGCUCAAUUCUAUGAAGGAAUUGCUCUUUGUUAUGCUGCCAGAUCACAACACGAUAAAUCAGCAUUCUACUUGACUGAAUUAAUUGAAAAGGGAUACAAAAAUCAAGGAAAGACACCAGAUGCUAAUAUUAAUUUGAAGAGAGCUCUCUCCUAUGUCGAAUGUUGCAAUUUUGAAAAAGCCAUUGAAGAUAUUGACCUUUACAUUUCCUCUAAAGGAUUUAUGGAAAUGCCAGGUGUCUUUAUUUUGAAAGCCAAAGCACUCUUUGGAAUGAAACAAUACCAAAAAGCACUCGAAGAAGUAUCUACCUUUGAAGAAUUGGACUUUGUCAAGAGAAAUCCCUUCAUGAUUGCACCAGAAUGGUUAGACGAAGCCAAACACAUCAAGGAAGAAUGCAAAAAGCAUUUAUAA
Messenger RNA from Naegleria gruberi, 1068 nucleotides. RefSeq lists its product as uncharacterized. Gene Ontology annotation, molecular function: protein binding. The record is from RefSeq and is a predicted model, not a curated record. Lineage: Eukaryota; Heterolobosea; Eutetramitea; Acrasida; Naegleriidae. Bases 1 to 1068 code for a protein of 355 amino acids. The transcript has a single exon.